AUGUCCUCGCGCCCACGUGACUACGACUACCUCUUCAAGCUUGUGCUUAUCGGGGAUUCCGGCGUCGGGAAAUCUUGCUUGCUGCUUCGGUUUUCGGAUGACACAUUCUCAGAGAGCUACAUCACCACCAUUGGUGUUGACUUCAGAUUUAGAACAGUCAAUGUUGAUGGGAAGGUGGUGAAGCUGCAAAUCUGGGAUACUGCCGGUCAGGAGCGCUUCAGGACAAUCACCAGUGCGUACUAUCGCGGCGCUGAUGGUAUUGUGCUUGUCUACGACGUUACAGAGGCAGAAUCACUUGCGCACGUCGACGAGUGGCUGUCAGAGGUUAACCGUUAUGCGACUGAAAAUGCCGUGAAGAUCCUCGUUGGAAACAAAAGUGAGAAAGACUGCGACCGCGCAGUGGCUACAGAUGAUGCCAAGCGCAAGGCUGAAGACCUGGGUAUAUCGUUCGUCGAAACUUCAGCAAAAAACGGCAUCAAUGUGGACUUGGCUUUCAUUACAGUCGCCAGGGAGCUUAUAGCCCUCAAGGAGGCACAGGCGGCUGCUGGGGGUUUCCAGAGCCAAACGGCAGAUGACCGACAGCGUCUUGGAGAUCACGAAUAUGUAAAUGCUGGAUUCUAUAAUGUUUAA
This is a messenger RNA of Cyclospora cayetanensis, 630 nucleotides long. RefSeq names its product ras-related protein Rab-1B. Lineage: Eukaryota; Apicomplexa; Conoidasida; Eucoccidiorida; Eimeriidae. Gene Ontology annotation, biological process: protein secretion; regulation of exocytosis. Gene Ontology annotation, molecular function: GTPase activity; GTP binding. The transcript is spliced from 10 exons. The coding region runs from base 1 to 630 and encodes 209 amino acids. The record is from RefSeq and is a predicted model, not a curated record.